AUGGCCCGCGUGUUUACACUCCUAAGGUGAGACUGUCUCCUUUUUGCUCUCUAGUCUAUGUUCUGCUCUGUAGCAGUUUCUAUUUUUGGUAUUCUUGGGGUCGUCUGCCUCUUUUCCGGCCUUCUCCAUCGUAUGUCGCGGUCGUAUAAAUGUUUGUAACAAUUAUACAUAAAUAACGCGCUUCUCCACAGACGGAUAAAUCCCGUCCUCGUCUUUUUUAUUAUCGACGAUUCGACGCUCUCGUAACUAGAUGGAAUGCAAUCUACUUCAUUUAUGGAAACAAACUGGAAAAACUGCAGAAGAUGCCCAACUUUUGCCUGCACUGACAGAUUUCUUGGUAACCUCAACAUUCCUCGGCGAUCGGGUUCCUGGUGCGUGCACUUUUUUGCAAGCAGACUCGAGUGUGUGAUGGAGGGGAGAGUGCGACACCUGCAUCGGAAGUCUACUAUCACUACAUACCGACUCCUGCGCCCACCCAACUGUGGGGCACUCGGUGGACACCGUCGGAAACGGCAAUCGAACUGUCAGAGGAGCCAUCAAUAUUUGGAGGCAUCCGUGCUGACAUUAAUGCGGGCUCGAUGCUGGUGAAGUAGACUUGCGCACCGUCGACUCCCUUCUCUGGUCCCACACCCAUUGUGUGUCAUCCAAUCGGUUGUCGACUAGGGUCACUGCGUAGGGCGGCAGCGCUUUGUGUAGCCGCAGAGAGGUGACCUGGGUGUCAUGUGGGGUCGGAGUGGAAUGAUCACCUCGCGCGCAGCCCAGGCCUUUGGCACAAGAGCCAGUCAAGCACAGCGCUUGCGCAUCUCUCAGGUGGUUUCACAGCAAAUGCGCAAACAGUACAAAGUCUAAAGUUAACCCGAGACCACGUGAUGGCACUCAACUUUGCGUUUUUUUGCGGCAGGUCAGUCCUAGGCACGUUCAAGCGUGCCUAUUGUAGACCCAUUCUUCCCCUGGCUGAAAUUGAGUACGAUGAUUCUGUCAGCAGGUUGAUAUUAUCCGGGACGAAUGAAUUCCCAUAUAGGAAAUUGAGAGAUGAAGAAAACAAGCAGCCCCGAGAAAGCUUGCAGCUGAAGGCUGCGAAAACAAGAAUUGCACUGAGAAAAGCUGUUUUCUAGCGCAUUCAUCCCGUACUAGUUAAGUCAAGCACUCCCUCCCUUGGGUUGACUGUUGCUAUCGUUUUCCCGCCCUAAGCACCCGUGUUCUCACUUCCGUCAUCUAUGCGUGAGAACAUAAGCACAUCGUUAGCUCCUUGUGGAAAAGCAUGUUCAAAAGUGCAAAGGGCCUUCAUGUUGGACUAGUAAUCUUUAUCCUCCUACGCCCCUAAUCUGUGCCGUUGUUAGUUUCACGCAAUUUGGCACCGGUACUUGCCAGUGAGUCGCACACUAACACCAGGGGAUAUGAGCUGCAGAUACGUGCACCCACACAGAUCACAGUAUUCCCGAACACCCAAAAACCCAGACGCUAGCAACUGCCUAGGCCAUCGCCUCUGUUAUUGCCGUGAUUGUGAUUAGUGGAGUUAGACUCAUCAGUUAAGUAAAGAAAUAGUAGUUGCCUCGUUAUCGAAUCCCAGGCCAUGCACACUUGGAGCCGGUCAUGUUUGGCUGACGACAGCUAACAAACCAGAAACGGCUAUACCAACCACCCCUGUCUUCGACGGUGUUCCUUCCUGUACCCUUGUUAGUCACUACACGACUGCCAUCGAGGGCUGUAGAUUGAGCUCCAAGGCGUAACGGGAGGAGCACAUCCCGUAGUCUGAUCGGCUAACACAAUCCCACCACUGUUUAUAUCCCUGAUCGCAUCCGACAGUACAACGGGUCCAUUUUUUAUGCUAGGACGUUUGCCUUGAAUACACUCAGUGACAAGAGAAUCCGGCUUUGAAUCCCAUGCCUUGCAAACCUGGGGCUGGCCAAUGACUGGCUGACGGCAACUAAUGAGCGAGAAGUGGCCAUCACAGUCUUCCAUGUUGAAGAAGGAGACACGAUCGCCGGGACAAGAGCUUUAUGAGCCUGACGUUUCGGAUUCCUACUCGAAUCCAUCAUCAGAGACAAAAGAGCAGAAACGGGUGGUUGUUGCACAAGGGGCUGCGGUAUUUAUAGGAUGCAGUAGCCAUGCUACCGCAUACCUAUGAACGUUCACGGCUCCCCUCUUCAUCCGGGGUUGUCACACUUGGUGUGAUCAUUGCUUGAUGGCCGACAUUCGAAUCGAUAAUUGCUGCAAUUUCAUCACCUGCGUUGGAUGUUGGCGUGAUGAUUGCUCGACCAUCUGACGCGUUGACCCGGGUGUUGGGAAGAGUGUUCACCAGUGCGCUCCCCGCGUGGCCAAUUACUCCGCCUAGACGAAGUCUCAGCACGCUGUAUUGAAUGGGAAGAUGGUUGCACUUGUUGAUGGACUGGGGGCCAGUAAACCAUGAUUCCAGUAGCUCCCGGCUCACUCGGUUGUCACCUCUUGCGAGAAUUUCGGCCUCAUCGAAUUUAAAUGUUUGGCCGGAUCUCGUCGAAUGAGCUGCCACUAUUCCGUACCUGUGCCAUUACUGCUCGCCAUGCCAUUGUUUGUGAGGGCUCUAGAUUUAGCCCCAAGAUGCAACGGGAGACGCAUGUCUGGUAACCUGUUUGGUGGAUACCAUUUGGACGAUAAAAAUAAAACUCUAUGCAUGAGCCCAUAGUCAAGAGGCGUUUGGCAGGGCGGUGUAACGGCAUCCAGAACUCCUCCCCUAUUGUUUUGUCUGGUAUUCCAGCAGGACUGGUUAUGAUCCAUACUGGCUGCCGCCGUCAUCUUGCUUUUUUUGUGUCCUUGCAGAGAGGAGAGCGAGAGUAUCCUGGAGCUCAAAGGCCUCACGCCAAACGGAAUGCUUCCCUUCGGCGCCCUGUCUGGUGGCAAGGAGACUCUUCUCAGCGGUAAGUAGGGGGCUCAUGCCAAAAUCCUGUGUUCCAUUGCCAGUCCCUAAUUCGACUGCCGUGAGUGCUGAGAUUUACUGCUGCCCCAGUAGUCCUCCGGACUGGUCUGCCAACAGUACCACCCACCUCAAACUCAUUGCAGCAAUGGGUCAUUCAGUUUCUAGUGGGGUCAUAAUACAUCCUACGUCAUAAUCCAAGCUCUUCCCAUAGCAACCAGACGGCAAACACCCUCCUGCCACAGUUAAUAUUCCCGACAGCAGCCGACAGGACAAAGGGUCAGUGGUAGAGCGUUGGAUUUAAGAGCGCUCGAUGACCAACUAACGCAGGGAUUUGAAUUUCAGGUCCCUCCAAACUCGGCGUUGGGUAGGAUUGGCUGAUGACGUCUAAUAAGCCAAAAAUGGCCAUCCCAGUCUCUCCUGUCUCUGCCGGUCAGCUACAAAAAGGGAGGCUAAGGGUGAAGUUAACAGUUCGAACAUGCUGAUUUCCUCUGGACAGCUGGUAAUGCGUCUUUGCCCAUGCACGUCACAGGGGACCUGGUCCUCAGUUCUGCACUAAGUAGGACAAGAUUGACUGAGAGCGAAAUGUUUCCAUCAACCUAAUACCUACUCGGUUGGGGCGUUCUAUGUUGUUUACCUUUUCAGUGAGGAGUUGCGACGAUUCCUUUUGCGGAGGAUAAAACAGGUGUUGCCAGCCUACUAUAGCCGGUGAUUUUAUAGUUUUUUUGACCGUGAAGGCUGUUUUCAGACUUGCUCCAUGCGCAAGUCGGCGUUCGGAGAUCGAAUGAGUGAGCUUUCGCAUGUUCAACGCUGUUUAUUUCUAAACAUUCUCAAUAUGCAUUCAUCAGCAGACUACUUGUUGUAGUUGUUUUACUAUUAGAGUUUUUCGUUCCCGCCUCCUUCAUCCCUACAUGGAAUUGCAGGUGUAAAAGGCGUUUACUAAACAAUGUUUGCCCAUUCGCAUUCAUCCACGAGGUGCAAGUGUAACCAGUUGGCUUUAUCUCGUCGUUUUCUGUACAAUAUUUGUAGCGAAAUGCGGGAUAGAACCAAACCACAAGAUUUCCUCAUUCGAGGAGGCCAAAGAAAUCGAUCGAAUGAAUGAGCGCAUGCCGCCUAGACAUGAUGUUGCCCCGAACGCUGCCGCCGCUCCCCGUUCUUCGGCUUCCUCCAGAGUGUCCACCAACUCGACACUGGCGUCCGCUAACGCUACAUCCUCCAAGAGCCAUGACCGCUCCCCCAGUGGAGGCCGAAAGGUGCCAAACAGUGCGCCUAGUGGCGGUACUUCCGGUACUGAUUCGGCAAACGCUCACAACCGAACACCACUGCCCGUAGUGACGGGAGUUUAUGACGCGAACGAGAGACCCCAACAACAACAGCAGCAACAGUCCCGCAUGACCGCGAGUGAGAACAGUCGAAAUCCCACCGUCGUAUUGUCGCGCGGGUCUUCGCACACGCCUCGUGGACGUUCAGGCAGUUCCACCAGCGCCAACUACAGAUGA
Messenger RNA from Spirometra erinaceieuropaei, 4389 nucleotides. Lineage: Eukaryota; Metazoa; Platyhelminthes; Cestoda; Diphyllobothriidea; Diphyllobothriidae. The record is from the annotation of a GenBank genome assembly.